Messenger RNA from Cololabis saira (Pacific saury), 2445 nucleotides. RefSeq names its product zinc finger protein 665-like. Gene Ontology annotation, molecular function: DNA-binding transcription factor activity, RNA polymerase II-specific; RNA polymerase II cis-regulatory region sequence-specific DNA binding. Lineage: Eukaryota; Metazoa; Chordata; Actinopteri; Beloniformes; Belonidae. The coding region runs from base 70 to 1602 and encodes 510 amino acids. Gene Ontology annotation, cellular component: nucleus. Gene Ontology annotation, biological process: central nervous system development; regulation of transcription by RNA polymerase II. The transcript has 4 exons. The record is from RefSeq and is a predicted model, not a curated record.
UUCAGCAGCAACGCUCGAGUGGAGGUCACGUGUUUGCAGACGGACCGGGACCAGAACCAGAACCAGGAGAUGGACCAGAACCAGGACCAGAACCAGGACCAGGACUCCUCAUCCAGCAGGACUAAAGCUGCUGGUCUGCAGAAUCAUAAAGGAAGACCCAAAAGAUACUGCUGUGAUCAUUGCGAGCAAGUCUUCACCACUUCAUCAAACCUGAAGAUCCAUAAGAAAACUCACACUGGUGAUGAACUGUACAGCCGUGAUCACUGCGGGGUGGCUUUUAGCCGACAAUUUAAUCUAAUAAACCACCAACGUAUUCACACUGGAGACAAGCCUUACAGGUGUGAUCAGUGUGGAACGACUUUUGCCCAACAAGGUUCUCUAACGAGACAUCAACGUAUUCACACUGGAGAGAAGCCUUACAGCUGUGAUCAGUGUGGAGCAGCUUUUGCCCAACAAGGUUCUCUAACGAGACAUCAACGUAUUCACACUGGAUUCAAGCCUUACAGCUGUGAUCAGUGUGGAGCGGCUUUUGCCUGGAAAAGUGAUCUUACGAGUCACCAACGUAUUCACACUGGAGAGAAGCCUUACAGCUGUGAUCAGUGUGGAGCGGCUUUUGCCUGGAAAAGUGAUCUUACGAGUCACCAACGUAUUCACACUGGAGAGAAGCCUUACAAGUGUGAUCAGUGUGGAGCGGCUUUUGCCUGGAAAAGUGAUCUUACGAGUCACCAACGUAUUCACACUGGAGAGAAACCUUACAGGUGUGAUCAGUGCGGAACGGCUUUUGCCCGGCAAGGUAAUUUGACGAGACAACGCAUUCACACUGAAGACAAGCCUUACAGGUGUGAUCAGUGUGGAGCGGCUUUUGCCCGGCAAGAUGCUCUAAUGAGUCACCAACGUAUUCACACUGGAGACAAGCCUUACAGAUGUGAUCAGUGUGGAGCGGCUUUUGCCGAGCAAGGUGCGCUAACGAGACAUCAACGUAUUCACACUGGAGACAAGCCUUACAGAUGUGAUCAGUGUGGAGCAGCUUUUACCCAACAAAGUUCUCUAACGAGUCACCAACGUAUUCACACUGGAGACAAGCCUUACAGAUGUGAUCAGUGUGGAAAAGCUUUGAUCCAGAAAAGUUCUCUAACGACUCACCAACGCAUUCACACUGGAGACAAGCCUUACAGCUGUGAUCAGUGUGGAGCGGCUUUUGCCCGGCAAGAUGCUCUAAGGAGACAUCAACGUAUUCACACUAGAGACAAGCCUUACAUCUGUGAUCAGUGUGGAGUCGCUUUUGCCCACCAAAGUUCUCUAACGACUCACCAACGCAUUCACACUGUAGACAAGCCUUACAGAUGUGGUCAGUGUGGAGCGGCUUUUACCCAGCAAGGUCACCUAACGAGUCACCAAAGCAUUCACACUAGAGACAAGCCUUACAGAUGUGGUCAGUGUGGAGCGGCUUUUGCCCGGCAAGCUCAUUUGACGAGACAUCAACACAUUCACACUGGAUUCAAGCCUUACAGGUGGGAUCAGUGUGGAGCGGCUUUUGCCGAGCAAGGUGCGCUAACGAGACACCAACGUAUUCACACUGGAGAAAAAGUGUACAUUUGUUGAUCAUUGCUGAUUUAUUUUAACAUCGGUUAAAUCCUAAUGCAACAGCAGUUCAGUACCAGUGCAGUACACUUGUAAUGUCAGUGCAAUACCGGUUCAGUUCCAAUGCAGUACCUUUUCUGUACUUGUCAGGGUUUGACAUUUCAUGUUGACAUUUCCUGUUUUAUUUGAAAGCCCAUGUCCUUGUGUUUAAAUUCUUGUCUGACCUUCCUGUUUCCAUCUGCCCUGAUCGUCUGCACCUGUGUCUCGUUAACCUUUGUGUAUAUCUGGUCUUGUCUUUCCCCUGCUCCUUGCUGGUCCGUACUGUUUUGCCCUCCAUGUUUUUCCCAUCAGGUUUUGUCAUAGCUUUGGAUUCUUGUUCACAGUUUGGUUUUUGUAUACUGCUUAACAGCGUUUUUGGUUCUGUUUUUAAGUUAAUAAAUCAGUUUUUGGGAACUCCUGCCUCCUGCUCUCCUGCAUCUGGGUCCUUACUACAACCUCCUGACAGUACCAGUGCAACCCCAGUUUUACACCAGUGCAAUACCAACUCAAUUCACUUGUAUUUGUUGACAGGGACUGUACAUAUUAAUAAACACAUGUAAAUAUUCUGGUUGUAGCCAGAGGCUAAUUUCCAUCAUUCGUCCCCGCGGCAAAUUAAUGCCAGACACAGAAUCGGACACCAGCCGACAAAGGAGACGAGAUAUGACAUCCAUACCAACAAAAACACAACAUUAAGAGACACGACUGAGCUAGAUAAAAAUCAUUAAGGAAUAAAACAUGUUACAAUUGAUACCAGCAAUUAAGUGACCGUCAUGUUUAAAGUGCUAAGUGCUUAAGUGCAGGAGUUUGUAAAGUGUUGAUGCAGAU